UCAGAGUAGACGAACACAAAUGUUAAGUCAUUUCAUCAAAACUCUGGUGAUCAUUGCUCCUCCACCACCACCAACUUCUCUUUACCUCAAUUCCUUACUUCCGCUUCCUCCUUCUCAUCCCAGAAACUUCUCGAACCUUCGUCUUCCUCCUCUUUGUGAGCACUUCAGUUGUAACGAGUAUCUCUGAGCGAUCGUCGUCAAUGGAGAUCCACCCCACUUCCGUCUCUGCUCCUCUCGCCGUAUCAUCGCAGUUGGAGACCUUCACGGCGAUCUGAGUAAAGCCAGAGACGCGCUUCAGAUGGCCGGAGUCUUGAGUUCCGAUGGACGAGACCAGUGGAUCGGCAAAGACACUGUACUAGUUCAGGUAGGAGACAUACUGGAUCGUGGCGAUGAUGAAAUUGCAAUACUCUCGUUACUGAGGUUACUUGAUGAACAGGCGAAAGCUAACGGUGGAGCUGUUUUCCAGGUUAAUGGGAACCAUGAGACAAUGAACGUUGAAGGGGAUUUCAGAUACGUAGAUGCGAGAGCAUUUGAUGAGUGUACAGAUUUUCUCGACUACUUGGAGGAUUAUGGACAAGAUUGGGACAAAGCGUUUAAAAAUUGGAUUUUUGAGUCAAGACAAUGGAAAGAAGAUAGGAGAAGUUCUCAAACCUAUUGGGAUCAAUGGAAUGUAGUAAAGAGGCAAAAGGGAGUGAUUGCAAGGUCGGUCCUUUUCAGACCAGGUGGUCGAUUAGCAUGUGAAUUAGCGCGUCACGGAGUUAUCUUGCGUGUUAAUGACUGGGUUUUCUGCCACGGUGGUCUCCUUCCUCAUCAUGUUGCAUACGGCGUUGAGAGGAUAAACAGAGAAGUCGCUACCUGGAUGAGAAGCUAUACUGACGACUAUGAAGAGAGUCCUCAGAUGCCAUUCAUUGCAACUCGGGGAUAUGACAGUGUGGUCUGGAGCCGACUUUACUCAAGAGAGACCUCUGAUCUGGAUGACUAUCAAAUGGAACAGGUAAGUAAAAUUCUCCGGGACACUCUUGAAGCUGUCGGGGCCAAGGCAAUGGUGGUCGGCCAUACUCCCCAGUUAUCAGGCGUAAACUGUGAAUAUGGUUGCAGCAUAUGGAGAGUUGAUGUGGGAAUGUCCAGUGGUGUUCUUGACUCUAGACCAGAGGUUCUGGAGAUAAGAGGGGACAAAGCUAGAGUUAUAAGGAGCAACCAGGACAGACUUCAUGAACUUCAAGUUGCAGAUUACAUUUAAAACGCUAUUCAAUACAAGAACCAAACUGUCAUGUUCAAGAUUCAAACUUUUCACCAUUUUUAUUAGCAUGAACAAAGAAAAAAGCAGCAGAAGUUUCAGACAAGACCCAGUGGAGAGAAAGAUGCAGAUGAGUGACUUCAAACUUUGAACUCUAUGUAUGUAUGCAUGUAUAAAUGUAUGUGAAUCAUCAGAAACAUACGGUAUUCAUCAAGUACAGGGUUUGUAUAGCAAAACACUGCUUAGUAUUACUUUUGGAUGAAUAUUAAAGGAAAAUAUUGUAACACGUUAAUGAAAGUGCAGUUUCUCUUGAGAAGAAA
This is a messenger RNA of Eutrema salsugineum, 1557 nucleotides long. RefSeq names its product shewanella-like protein phosphatase 1. The record is from RefSeq and is a predicted model, not a curated record. Gene Ontology annotation, molecular function: hydrolase activity. Lineage: Eukaryota; Viridiplantae; Streptophyta; Magnoliopsida; Brassicales; Brassicaceae.